AUGAAGAUUUUUGUAACUCUCUUGCUUCUCGGCGCCUUUGUCGCAUAUGUGUCGGCUUUUGAGAUGCCCUUUCACAAGGCUGUGUUCAAAUUCCUAGAUGAGCGACAUGAUGAAAGAAUGGCACAGGUUGUGAGAGACUUUGGAUUACCAGAAGACACUUUGGCGUUUAAUGAUAUCAAUGCCCCCAACGCUACAGCACCUGCCAAACCAGAGGGACUCCCACCAUUUAUUGUAAGUUGAAGCAAUACUCCUUACGGCUUCCUAUUUUGUAUUUGUUCUCAGAUUACCAAAAUUUCGUGAAAAGUCAGUUAUUGUGCUUGUGUGCAUAUCACAAUUUUUAAUUCUGCCAAGUUGGCAAUUAGAUUGGGUAUUAUAUUUAUAUAACCUCUUUUUUCUUAAAUCAUCAUGGCUUGAGCAAUACAUUUAUUGGCUUUGAAGAAUUAUUUUCUCAUCUUCACCCUGAGAAAUAAUCGACAAAACACAAUCGCCUUCCUUUGGAAAAUGGUCGUCAAAUACUCGUCUAAAGAUCAUUUUGUUGUUGCUUAUUACAGCUAGCAUGCGUGGGUAAGGCACAAGUCUGUUGGAAGGUUGCGGGUCAUGACGAAUGUAAAAAGCUCGGAUGCAUCGACAACUUUUUUAAGUGUAUAAAAGAAAACCAUCCCACUCCGCUGCCAGAGCUUUCCCCACUACAGGUAAAGCAGCUCAGUAUUAUACUAACGUCACAGCUAUGAUUUUCUCUUUUUUUUCUUUAAUUUGUGCAACACCCAGGUCUGAUUAAUAUGUAAUUUCUCCCCAUGAUAUUCAUACAUUAUCCAGCAAUUAGGUGAUAAGAAUAUUCAAACUUAUCAAGGAAAAAUUCUUAUCUUGAUCCAACACCAAAUUCUCAAUACUAAUUUACAAGGAAAUGUGUAGCAGCUAGAAGGGAGAAUUAACAAUCAGAUCUUAGGAGUUAAAGGGUGAAAGCAGAUAAACUCUUUGAAACCUUCCAACUGGGCCACGCAACUUUUUUGUGAUGCAUUUUUAGUAACUGUCAUUCAAGGCGUAAGCUUGGCUUGCAAUUCUGCAAAUUUUAAAUUUUUGACGCAAAAUACACAUCUGCGAUUUACCUUUAAAAAUCUUAAGUAAAACAUCUUACACACAGAAGCAGUUUACUUUAAAGGAUGAUGAUUCCAACGGCACACCAAUUUACCAUUGCAGAAAUAUGUAUAUACAUAUACAUACAUAGGGAGGAUUUUCCUUUUCCCCUUUUUCUUCGCCAGUUACAUUGCAAUAACUUUUCCUGCUUCAUUUUGUUUUUAUCUGCCCUCGCUUUCUUUUAUUCACGUUAGCAGUUGCAACGUACUUUCUAUUAAAGAUUGUUCCAAUGAUCUUACCAGAGCUAGGAAAACAAAUGUGGCAUCGAUAGUAAAAUAUUUCAGACCUGACCUGCUAUUUAAGCACUGUCCAAUUAAUACUUAGUUAUGAUCAUGAACUCUUUUCCCUUUGAAUACUUUAAUUUGUCUGUAUUAACUAAUCAUAUUUGCGUUUGUUUCCCCUGCAGAAAGGCUGCUUAUUUUUGCUUCACAUAUGCAGAAAAGGUUCUCCUACUUGUGCUGGUGAAUUGUGCUGCUUCACUCGUAUUAAGAAGUGCUUCGAAUUAGCAGAGGGAAAGGAGUAA
Molecule: messenger RNA, 1657 nt
Organism: Pocillopora meandrina
Lineage: Eukaryota; Metazoa; Cnidaria; Anthozoa; Scleractinia; Pocilloporidae
Source: the annotation of a GenBank genome assembly